UAUAAAAAAUAUCUAAUUCUCAGGUACCAGCUUUCCACUAUUUCCCUCCUCCUCCUUAUGAAAAGCAGAAAACAAACAAUGCCCUCUCUCCUCCCUCUCUUCAUCCAUUCUCCCCUUCAAUAAAACCUCCAAGACCUCAAUUCUCUCUCUCUCUCAUCAUCAAUCAAGAACCAUGAGGUCCAAACCUCAAUGUGGCAUCAAUCUCAACCUGAUCCUCCUCUGCUGCUUCUUCAUCUUCCUCUUCACCAUCUUCAUAAUCAGAUCAAACUUCUCGUCUCCCCUCCAAACCCCAUCCACAUCCACAUCCAUCAACAUCUCCCAAGCCGAUCUCUCAACCUCAACCCCUCACUCCAAAUCCCCACAAUCCUCAACACCAUGCCCUUCCCUUGAACAACCCUUCAUCCCAACAUGCACUAAAACCCCACCUUCCCUAGCCAAUGCCAUCAUUCACUAUGCAACAACAAACAUCACCCCACAACAAACCAUCAAAGAAAUAUCAGUCUCAUCCAGAAUCCUACAAAAGAAAUCACCCUGCAAUUUCCUAGUCUUUGGCCUUGGACUUGACAGCUUGAUGUGGACAGCUCUCAACCAUGGAGGAAGAACAGUUUUCUUGGAAGAAGACAAGUCAUGGAUUGAGCAAAUCCAACAAAAGCUACCCAACUUAGAGGCCUACCAUGUUUCCUAUGACACCAAGGUUCACCAAGCAGACAAGCUCAUGGAGACUGGGAUGAAGGAAGAGUGCAAAGUUGUUGGGGAUCCAAGAUUUUCAAAGUGUGAAUUGGCCCUCAAGAACUGGCCAAGUGAGGUUUAUGAUAUAGAGUGGGAUUUGAUCAUGGUGGAUGCACCCACAGGGUACUUUGAUGGAGCUCCAGGCAGAAUGAGUGCCAUAUACACAGCUGGGUUGUUGGGGAGGAACAGAGAGGAAGGGGAGACUGAUGUGUUUGUGCAUGAUGUGGAUAGAAAUGUAGAGGAUAAAUUCUCAAAGGCUUUCCUUUGUGAAGGAUACUUGAGAGAACAAGAGGGUAGAAUUAGGCACUUCACCAUUCCAAGUCAUAGGGCUCGCUUAGGCAGACCCUUUUGCCCAUAGAUUAUCAAGAUGAUCUUCAUUCUUGAUCUUUUUCUCUCUCUGAUCUCUAGCAGAUAAGUGUUUAUGGGUUUGUAAACUUUUUUCUUUUUUACAUUUGAUUGAAUAUAUAUUAAAUAAUUUCUUUUCUUCC
Molecule: messenger RNA, 1217 nt
Organism: Prunus avium (sweet cherry)
Lineage: Eukaryota; Viridiplantae; Streptophyta; Magnoliopsida; Rosales; Rosaceae
Product: glucuronoxylan 4-O-methyltransferase 3
Biological process (GO): xylan biosynthetic process
Source: RefSeq, a predicted model, not a curated record